AUGGGCUGCAGCGCCAGCAGCCAGUCUCCCAACGUGAGCGUGGCACUUGCAAACGACGGCGCCAUGACCGAGUCGGCCUCCCUUGCUUCGGCGCAUCAGCCAUACUUUUCGCCCGACGCGCUCCUCGACUCAGUCGAGAGCGGCGCCGUCUGGCCGCUAAAGGGCAGCUACAUCGUCAAGCUGCACCAGGACGGUGGAAAACUGGCGCGCCGGCAGGAUUUACCGAAGGAGGCCUUCUGGACGGCCUCGGAGUUGCGCAAGCUCGUCGAGAAGGUUGGCGUCCACCAGCACCUUGUGCACGGCGAGAUUGGCUGGGGCCUGCUCUUUGUAGCGCUCUCCUAUCGGUGGUUGACUCAGCCGCAUCCCGACCCUGACGGACAUCACCUGGAGCGCGUCGCGAAGGCCGCGAGCCUCUACCUGAAGAAGGAUGAUGAGUGGGGCUCUCCACUCGUUGCCCUCUUCCAGGCCGCGGGCCUCGGCGUGCCGGAUUUUGCGCUCUUUUGGGACUUUGGCUCGCUCGUGCAAAAGGGCCCGCCGACCGUGGAGGGCGGGCCGCUCGUGGAGCGCACGCCGGACGAGGUCCCGCUCUUCAAGGCGGGCCUGGCCGCGCUGCCCGUGUGGUACGGCCACUCGUUCAGCGUCGUGUGGAUGCAGACGGAGCUGCCGGACGGCUUUGCGAAGACGAUGCGGGAGAGUCACCCGCCGCUCGCGGAGACGUACGAGGACUCGGGAUGGUGCUUCGUCGAAUUCGCCAUGACCGGCGCGCUCAAGAUGGGCAAUCGGCGACUCGACCUCGGCCAGGCCAAGCUCGGCCGCACGACGCCCGACGUCUUCACGUAUGGCGGCGGGUGGGUGCCGGAGACCAAGCUCGACAGCGUGUGCGCCGCCACGCGUGACCCGCCGAUGACGCCGGACGACUUCUGCGUGGCGCUCGAGACCAAGCUCUUCACCUCCGGCGCCGACAGCGACGUGGUCAAGACCAUCUACUCGAGCUUCUUUGACGGCGCCGUGCCCGCCGCGAAGAAGCUCCACUUCAGUGACGUGAGCUGGGGGGACGCGGCGGCGGCCGGCUCGAAGAUGCGCCGUCUUGCGUCCGUCCUCCCGCGCUUCGCGGCCCUCACCGCCCUCGACCUCUCCAAGAACAGCCUGGGGUCGGAGGGUGGCACACUCCUCGGCGACGAGCUGCGCCGACGCCAUCAGCUUGGCGGCGCCGCCGUGCCCCUGAGGCGGCUCACGGUGACGGGCACGUACGACAGGGUCAACAUUGACCACGACGGCGCGACCAAGCUUGCCGAGGCCGUGCUCGCAUGCUCAUCGCUCGAGCACCUCGGACCGGUGCCGGCGAUGGAGCUGCGCAUGGGCAGGACCACCGCGCUCGAGCUGGAGAAUCGAGGCCUCGGACCGACCGAGGGCGUGGCACUGGGCGGGUUGCUCAAAGCGGCUGCAGGCCUGAAGACGCUCGUGCUUGCGCAGAAUAAGAUCGGCGACAUCGGCGCGAUCAGGAUUGCCGACGGUAUCCGGACGCACAGGGCUCUCGUUACGCUCAGCCUGGAGGAUUGCAGCAUCGGCGCGGACGGCGCCAUCGCGCUGGGCGACGCGCUAAUGUCGGCAUGGAGCCUGAAGGCGCUCUUGCUCGCACAGAAUCAGAUUGGCGAUCAGGGCGCGCGCGCGAUCGGCGAGGGCCUCAAGACGAACAGGGCUCUCGAGACGAUCGGCCUGGAGGGUUGCGGCAUCGGCGCCGACGGCGGCACUGCGUUGGCCUCCGGGCUCGCGGCCAAUGCUGGUGCGCUGAGGGCGUGCGACCUCUGGCGCAACGAGCGUAUGGGCGACGCCGCCGAGCAACUGCUGCGCGGUGCGGUCGCUGGCCGCACCAGCUUCGAGCUGGUGUUGCCGUCCCGCGCCCUCACGGCGUCUGGUGUGCCACGUGGCGAGAAGGUGCUCGUGCUCACCGGCGCCACGGGCGAGAUUGGCGGCGCGAUUGCGCGUGGCAUCCUCAAGGCGCACCUCAAGGUCCUCGUGGCCGAUCUCGCGGUGCCCGCAUCGGUCGCGGCGUGCUGCGCGCGGAUUCGUCGGGACUUCCCACGCGUCGACGUGCUGAUCAACUGCGCCGCCGUCGCCUCGAAGACCCGCGUGCGAGUGGAUUGCCUCGGCCGCCGCUUCGAAGACGAUGCGGGUGCAGCAGGAGGCGCCGCAGCGGCUGCCUGCUCCGACGGCCUGCCUCCGCAGACGAGCGCAUCCGUGGAUGCAGAGGACGGCCUCGAGCUGCAGUUUGCGACGAAUGUGCUCGGCGGCUUCGUGCUGAUGCGCGAGCUGCUCCCGGCCUUCUCGCGCGGUGCGCGUGUCGUCCUCGUCGCGUCGCAGCUCGCCAACGGCCUCAAGCUCGACGAUCUGCAGAGCCGCACGCUGCGGCCGUACCAUCCCAUCGCCGUCUACUCGGCGUGCAAGCAGGCCGUCCGCAUGCUCGCGGCCGAGGCGCCCACGCACGGCUUCCGCGACGCCGGCGUGAGCGUCAGCGCGUGCCAUCCGGGCGUUGUCACCUCGGAGCUCCUGACCAUCCUUGGCAUUGCCACGGGCCCCGACCGCGCCGAGAUGGCCGCGCAGACGCCGCUCAAGCUCGCCCUCGACACGCCCCCGCCAGAGAGCGGCACCUACCAUGUCGACAAGAAGCGCCACCCGUGCAAGUUUGCAAAGGACGGGCGCGCGCGGGCCGAGCUGUGGCGCAAGUGCGACGAGCUCGCAAACAAGUGCAUCGCCAUCGGGGGAGAGUCUAAACUGCAUGCAUAGGGCAGGGCAUAGGGGGGAGAGCGCAAAAGAAUACGCCCAUGAGAGUAG
Messenger RNA from Emiliania huxleyi CCMP1516, 2832 nucleotides. RefSeq lists its product as hypothetical. The coding region runs from base 1 to 2784 and encodes 927 amino acids. Gene Ontology annotation, cellular component: cytosol; perinuclear region of cytoplasm; nucleus. Gene Ontology annotation, molecular function: GTPase activator activity; small GTPase binding. Lineage: Eukaryota; Haptophyta; Isochrysidales; Noelaerhabdaceae. Gene Ontology annotation, biological process: activation of GTPase activity; nucleocytoplasmic transport. The transcript is spliced from 2 exons. The record is from RefSeq and is a predicted model, not a curated record.